Messenger RNA from Heterobasidion irregulare TC 32-1, 800 nucleotides. RefSeq lists its product as uncharacterized. Lineage: Eukaryota; Fungi; Basidiomycota; Agaricomycetes; Russulales; Bondarzewiaceae. Gene Ontology annotation, cellular component: SNARE complex; ER to Golgi transport vesicle membrane; late endosome membrane. Gene Ontology annotation, biological process: endoplasmic reticulum to Golgi vesicle-mediated transport; vesicle fusion. The coding region runs from base 1 to 711 and encodes 236 amino acids. Gene Ontology annotation, molecular function: SNARE binding; SNAP receptor activity. The transcript has 5 exons. The record is from RefSeq and is a predicted model, not a curated record.
AUGAACUCGUUGUACACUCUUGGUGUCCGACAAACAAGCUCCAUACAGGCUGAUUUGGAGCGAUUGCGCGGUGGAGACAGUUCCGCCUCCCUGCUAGGGCAGGUUUCAGCCUCCCUUUCUGCGAUGAACAGGACCAUCGACGAUUAUGACUCUAUGGCGCGCCGAGAGAUGAUAAAGGCGAAACAGGAGAAGGCCGUCGUGCGAGUGCAGAAAUUUCGGACCGACUACUUUGAGCUGAGAAAAGAGUUUGAGCGACUGAAGACGCAAGCGGAAGUUGAGCAACGUGCAGAGCUCUUUUCAGGCACAAAUCCUCUCUCACCCGGUGCCUCUGACGCACGACGACGCUUUACGCCCUCUGCGCCGCCAAACGCUCCCGAGCAUACCGAGUCGCCAUUUCGGACGCCAGAGCCUUUUAUGGCAGCCACGCGGGAGCAGCACGCGCUGCACGAACACUCGUUCCUGCAGAACACGGACACGCGGCUGGAUGAGUUCAUCGCGCAAGGCCGCGAGGUGCUAGACAACCUCGUUGAUCAGCGGAACAUGCUCAAGGGCACGCAGCGGCGGCUGCUAGACGCGGCGAACACGCUCGGGCUAAGUCGGGACGUCAUUGGCUGGAUCGAACGCAGGAGCACGCAGGACAUGUAUAUUUUCAUCGCAGGUGCUGUCUUUACGUUUUUCUGCUUCUAUCUUAUCUGGAGGUACCUUGGAUGACGGCGUAGGGACUGCUUGUGUACCAUAUGUCUCGGUAAUAACAAUGCGCAGACAGCAGCAACACGCCCUCUUGCUGCUGGGUGUCGUCC